ACACCAAAGGCGACGCACCGCGAUGUCGUUCCUGCAAUUUUUGCCGAACUCCGGUGGUCGAUGCCCAACGCGACCGCUAUAUAUCGCCCACCCCAUCCCGCCCAACUCCACACCCGCAAGCCCCAACUCCCGAGCCAAGAGCGGCGCUAGCCACAGCAAAGCAAACCGCUCACUCGUGGCUCGUCCAUUCCAUCGUCGCUUCUUCGACCCAAUUCGCGUAGUCAAGCAUGUGCAAGGUCGUGAUCACCAUCCCGUCGCUCAUCUGGUUGCGUCGCACCGUGAGGCGGUGGCGCUCCCGCGCCGCGGAGGCCUCGCGCUCCAGCAACAACGAGGCCCCGGUGCCGGCGGGGCACGUGGCGGUGAGCGUCGAGGCGGGCAGCGGCUCGAGGCGGUUCGUGGUGCGGCUGGCGCACCUGAACCACCCGGCGUUCCGGGAGCUACUGCGGCAGGCGGAGGAGGAGUACGGCUUCCCAGCCACCCCAGGCCCCGUCGCGCUCCCCUGCGACGAGGACCACCUCCUCGACGUCCUCCGCCGCGUGUCUUCGUCCUCCUCGGCCUCCUCCUGCUUCUGCGGGCCGGCCGUCACGCGGCGCUGGCUCGGCGACUCGUGGCCGCUGCUGCAGAGGAUGCCCGUGGAGAUCUCGUCUGGUGAUCCAUCAAUAGCCAGCCGCCAACCGAAUCAAAGCCUAGUCAGCCCUGUCCAUUGGCGAGCUUUGGUGAACCGGUGGUUCAUUCGAAUUCUGCAACAUGUGUGCAUGCAUGCAAGUCGAUCGCGGCAGCGCUGGUCCUCCGGAGGCGGGGGGGGAAAAAAAAAAAAGAGGCGAAAGCGGCCCGCGGCCGAGAUGGCGGCCGAGAAGACCGUGCGUGCACGUGCUCCCACGGCAAGCGCCGUUGAACCGGAGUAAAGGUCGUGCUCCCGUGCUCUACGUAAUGGCGGCGCCACAACGGCGACGGCCCUAUGGGCAGCUGGGCAGGGACGUACGUUGUAGCGCCACGACGGCGGCGGCAGCAGCAGCUGUGCUGAUUGUUUAACAGCUAGGAUGGUAGUAGAAAUUGAUCGAUGAGAUUUUUUGGUAUUGUUCUGUCUGUAACACUACUCGAUCCAUUAAUUGUGCAACUCUUUGCCAGG
Messenger RNA from Phragmites australis (common reed), 1129 nucleotides. RefSeq lists its product as uncharacterized. The record is from RefSeq and is a predicted model, not a curated record. The transcript has a single exon. NCBI's taxonomy places the organism in Eukaryota, Viridiplantae, Streptophyta, Magnoliopsida, Poales, Poaceae. Bases 228 to 905 code for a protein of 225 amino acids. Gene Ontology annotation, biological process: response to auxin.